AUGGCGACAUACCCCCCUGUGAUUGACUGGUGUCCAUUUGGGCUGGUCCGCGAGCGGCUCAUUAUGUAUCAUGCCGCUAAUCCCUGUCUUGAUGAAGUCAUCUCCGAUAUGUCUACCUCAUUUUCUGUGGAAACAGACCUCUCGGAGCUUGUUCAGGGGAGCACUUCUCCAUCUCGUUGUUAUGUCCGUUUAUGGGAUAUACUAGAAGCAAUGGGUAGCCUGGAUGCUAAUUUCAGUGACAAUAUUACGUUAUCUUGCGAACUACCAGCCCCAGAUGUUGAAACUAUCUUCAAUUCCCCAGAGUUUGCUCUUCUCGUCUUCAAGAAAUUACGGAUGGACAGUGGAAUUGGCAUUUUCAAACUGGAUCCGUCUUUUUUCAUCAAGUAUCCGGAACUCUGUGACCCAAACGAGGAGAACAUCGCAAACGGGAUUUCCAUCGCUCCCGCUAAUCAGACAAGAAUCCCUGGGCCUGAAGCUCUUGAUGCGCGAAUGAGCAGCACCUACAAACAUUUAGCGCUGUGGUCAUUCGACAUGCUCUUCAAAAUCCCUCCAAGCACUCUAUCAUGA
Penicillium daleae is the source of this 567-nucleotide messenger RNA. RefSeq lists its product as uncharacterized. Lineage: Eukaryota; Fungi; Ascomycota; Eurotiomycetes; Eurotiales; Aspergillaceae. The transcript has a single exon. Bases 1 to 567 code for a protein of 188 amino acids. The record is from RefSeq and is a predicted model, not a curated record.